GCUCCAGGAGCGUGGCGCCGGCUGAGGUGAGCGAGGCGGUGUCCGCGCGUCCACCGAGGAGCCGGCGGCGCUGUGUAAUGUUCAAGCUCAGAGAUGCCUUAUGUGGAUCGACAGAAUCGCAUUUGUGGUUUUCUAGACAUUGAAGAAAAUGAAAACAGUGGGAAAUUUCUUCGAAGGUACUUCAUACUGGAUACCAGAGAAGAUAGUUUUGUAUGGUACAUGGAUAAUCCACAGAACCUACCUUCUGGAUCAUCACGUGUUGGAGCCAUUAAACUCACCUACAUUUCAAAGGUUAGCGAUGCAACUAAGCUAAGGCCAAAGGCAGAGUUCUGUUUUGUUAUGAAUGCAGGGAUGAGGAAAUACUUCCUACAAGCCAAUGAUCAGCAGGACCUAGUGGAAUGGGUAAAUGUGUUGAACAAAGCUAUAAAAAUUACAGUACCAAAGCAAUCUGACUCACAGCCUCAUUCUGAUAACCUAAGUCGCCAGGGUGAAUAUCCAUGUGCAAAGAAGCAAGUGUCUUACAGAACUGACAUUGUUGGUGGUGUCCCCAUCAUUACACCAACUCAGAAAGAAGAAGUCAACGAGUGUGGUGAAAGUAUUGAUAGAAAUAAUCUGAAACGAUCACAAAGCCAUCUUCCUUAUUUUACUCCUAAGCCACCUCCAGAUAGCGCAGUUAUCAAAGCUGGAUAUUGUGUCAAGCAGGGAGCAGUGAUGAAAAACUGGAAGAGAAGGUAUUUCCAACUGGAUGAAAACACAAUAGGCUACUUCAAAUCUGAGCUGGAAAAGGAACCUCUCCGUGUAAUACCACUUAAAGAGGUUCAUAAAGUUCAGGAGUGUAAGCAAAGUGACAUAAUGAUGAGGGACAAUCUCUUUGAAAUUGUAACAACGUCUCGAACUUUCUAUGUGCAGGCUGAUAGCCCCGAGGAGAUGCACGGUUGGAUUAAAGCCAUCUCUGGUGCCAUUGUCGCACAGCGGGGACCCGGCCGGUCAGCGUCUUCUAUGCGGCAGGCCAGAAGGCUGUCGAAUCCUUGUAUACAGAGGAGCAUUCCACCUGCCCUGCAGAGUCCGAACAUGCUCUCCGGCCCGCCAGUGGCUCAGCAGCCCCCUCACAUUCCACAGCCACUCGCAGCAGCUCUCUGGUCUCAAGCUUUGCCAUGGAGAAGCGAGGAUUUUACGAAUCUCUUGCCAAGGUCAAGCCAGGGAGCUUCAAGAUCCAGACUGUCUCUCCAAGAGAACCAGCUUCCAAAGUGACUGAGCAAGCUCUGCUGAAACCUCAAAGUAAAAAUGGCCCUCAGGAAAAAGAUGGCGGCCCAGUGGACUUGGAUGACGCGAGCCUUCCAGUUAGUGAUGUGUGAAGGAUGGAAGCAUGUGGAGCCUGACCGCCUUCUCAGUCCCUUUGUUUCCUUUCAUGAGGCUUCUUGCCAAAGAUGAUAAAGGGUGAAAUGAUUGUUAAUGCAUAUAUUGUACUGUCUCUUAGAUGCACUCUUUAUAAGCUGGUAAACCAAGAAUCUAGGGAGUGGCCAAACUAAUGUAAUUUCUUUUAAGAAAAGGAGAAAAAACGAAGUGACUCAGUACCAGCUGUCUGAAGCUUUGUAUGUUCUCAUCUGGGUGAUAAAAAUGUGUGUGUGUGAUAUUUUUUGCUAGUGAAUUUGACGGUUUCGACAUUUAACAACUUAAAACAUUAAAAAAGCUUAUUAAUUAUUUUGGUCGUUUUAAAAAUGCUACUGUGACAUCCUUUUAAAUGUUCAAUAUUUACACGUUCUUAUUGAUUAAUAGUAUUGAGUGGAAUAUUGCCAGACUGAGAUUUCCAAACUCAUGAUGUCUGUGGUGCUGUAAAAUUUAUACUACAAUGUAGACUAUUUUGAAAAUUAUAACCAUUUUUGAUACCCUGGAUUUCAAAGUGAGUGGUAAGUUUUGCAUAGAGGGUGUUAUUGGACCAUUGGUGAGGGCUGUGUUGUAUUGAGGUAGAAAAAAGGGGAAAGCUAGAAUUUAAACAAGUAUGUCUUAGACAUGUAUUUGAAAACAAUCAGGAUUGCAGCAGUCAGUGGUUUAUUCAGUGGAAACUGUCACUUGGUAUGAAAUUGUUGGGAGAUCUGAUUUUCUUACCAGUUUUGUAACUAGCGCUUGUUUCUGUAUUUGAAUCAGUGAAAGACCUGGAGUUCAUACCUAAAGACGUAAUUGACAACUGCCCUUAGUCAUGCAGUUCUGGGCUCUGAGUUUUGUCACUAAUAACCUGUAUUCAAGCGCCUGUGUUUUCUCUUCUUGUUUAGGGAUGUUUUGAGAUUGCUGUGCUCAUAACUCCUACUUGAUUGGUUUUGGACAUUGGGAUAAACUUAAUUUUUAGUAACAUGGUUUAAUGUGUUAAAUAAGAUAGCAUUUUAUGUUAGUAAUACCAGAUGCGGGCAUUCUUCUGUCUGUGCAAUAUGUAUGUUUUAAAAAACAAAUUUGAGUACACAUUUAAUGGUGGGGAUAUCAUGAAUACAGGCACCGCUCUAAAGAACCUUUGGUUGCAGGUGUUGAGUAAUAGAGCAGUUUGAGCAAGGACCAUUUUUGCGGCUCAGUCUUAAAUAUUUACUUUAAGAAGACAGUCUUGAAUUUCACAUGCUGCUGUUUUUAUGAUAUUUUGCCAUUUUAUAGUACUGUUUUGUUUUGGAUUCAUGCAUAUCACCAUUUCUCCUUUGUACUUUCUAAGUUGACUUCUUGUCGGGGAGAGAGAAAAAUUUCCUACUACAGUGGUGGGGUCCAGAGGUUUAAUAUCUACCAUACUAGAAUUACAUAACAUCUGUUCAGAAAUCCAAAUGCAUGAAGUGUGCACUGCACAACUUUUUUAUUCAUAAGCUAAUAUCUUUUAAAGUUAUAUUUUGAUUUUUCCUCUUUUGCAGCUAUACCUGAAAUAAAUAAAAAUCUAAAGAUUCUAAAUAGUUACCACUUUUGCCGAUACAUCUGUAAUAAUGGCUGUUUUGAAAGACCUCUUUUCAGGAACACAUCUAAGCAAUCUUGUGUAGACACUUUGCAAUAUUCAAGAGUCAAAUGCUGUUUUCUUUGGUACAGCUUUCCCAUUGCAUGUUCAUUUUAGCAUAUUUCGGUAUUGGUAAUUUGAUAUGUUUCAUGGCAGCAGAAUAUUAGCUCUAUUUUGGGACUUUUUAUAGAACUACCCUUAUAUUCAGUAGCCUAGGAAAAUGUGCUUGUGAUUGUCAGGGUCUCCUCAUAUUUAUCUCAAUACUUUUGUAAUUCUUUGAAAAUUAUUUAAUUAUUUUGAAACUUAUACUUCCUUGUAAAUAUGUCACAUCUGAAUUGUCCAGAAAAUUACUUUGAAUACCUUAAUAUUUGCUGCAUUUUUUUUUCUGUACAUAUCUUCUUUCAGAAUGGGAAUCGUAAAUAUCCUCCCAAUGUUUACUUUUACGUCUGUGACCUUUAUAUGUCAAACUGGUUGAACACUGUAAUGACUUGAGAAUAAAACGGUCAGAAUUCAUCUAACGUAUUUCACAUUUGGUUUGGAACAAGUCAAUAGAACUAGUGCAGAAUGUGUUUGGUUAAUUGACUUGAAUUUACAGCUACAAGGAGAGACCAGUUAUUUGGUAAUCUUAGAAUAAGAAACUUCAGAUGUGUGAAUUCUUGAGGCAUAGCAUUAUGUAAAAGUAUACAAGGAAACAUGGUUUAAAAAAAAAACUUGCUUAUUUUGCAUAAUUAAAAAAAAUGUGUUCUCAAAAGCAAAAGGAAAUAUAUUUACUUCAGUGCGCAGUUUGAAUCACCUGGGCUGCUUGCGGUGCUUGCUUAUUGUUAGAUUGGUGGCGUGGUGGGAGCCAGGCUGGAUGGAGAAGGCAUUUUGGUCCAGGUGGACCCUUGAGAUACACACAUACAAACUCCCCUUCAAGUGUUAGAGGCUUCUAACCUGCAAACCUGUUCCUAGUAAAACGUUCUGUUCUGCUGAACGCUGUA
Molecule: messenger RNA, 3939 nt
Organism: Trichechus manatus latirostris (Florida manatee)
Lineage: Eukaryota; Metazoa; Chordata; Mammalia; Sirenia; Trichechidae
Gene: PLEKHA1
Product: pleckstrin homology domain containing A1
Exons: 13
Coding region: 94-1251 (385 amino acids)
Source: RefSeq, a predicted model, not a curated record